UACUCGCUAUCACCUACAACUUUGGGGAGUGAAAAGUUCAUCAGAGCCGGUUGUUGCACGUUGUGAUCGUGUGUAAAGUCAUACCAUUUGCAUCGGUGUAAAACCCGUAGGAGAUUGCGGAUAUGGCGUCUGUGUCCGAGGGGAUGUCGUGUUACACGAUAAUAAAUCCUCCCGAAAUCGAGCCGUACAAUGAAAUGCAACUAAAGCAGGAUCUCGAGAAGGGCGAAGUGAACGUGAAAAUAGAAACGUUGAAAAAAGUGAUCCAGCUAAUGCUGCAGGGAGAACGGCUACCGAACUUGCUGAUGACGAUCAUUCGGUUCGUGCUUCCGCUGCAAAACCAUACCCUCAAGAAGCUGCUGCUGAUCUACUGGGAGAUUGUCCCGAAAACCUCCGCCGAUGGGAAACUACUGCAGGAGAUGAUACUGGUGUGCGAUGCGUACCGGAAGGAUCUGCAGCACCCGAACGAGUUUCUUCGCGGCGCCACGUUGCGAUUCCUCUGCAAGCUAAAGGAACCGGAGCUGCUCGAACCCCUAAUGCCAACCAUUCGGACCAGCCUCGAGCACCGCCACUCAUACGUUCGACGCAAUGCCGUGCUGGCCAUUUUCACCAUCUACAAGAACUUCGAUUGGCUCGUGCCAGAUGGUCCGGAGUUGAUCGCAAACUUCCUCGACACCCAGCAGGACAUGUCGUGCAAGCGAAACGCUUUCCUGAUGCUGUUGCAUGCCGACCAGGAGCGAGCGCUCAACUAUUUGGCCUCCUGUCUCGAUCAGGUGAGCAACUUUGGUGACAUCCUGCAGCUGGUGAUCGUCGAGCUGAUCUACAAGGUGUGUCACGCGAAUCCGGCCGAGCGGUCGCGUUUCAUACGGUGUAUCUAUAAUCUGCUAAACUCGUCCUCGAACGCCGUGCGCUACGAAGCGGCCGGCACGCUCGUCACUCUGUCCACCGCUCCCACGGCAAUCAAGGCCGCCGUAAGCUGCUACAUCGAUCUAAUCGUCAAGGAGAGCGAUAACAACGUGAAGCUGAUCGUGCUCGACCGUUUGAUUGCGCUGAAGGAGAAUGAAAACAUCGAGCGCAUCAUGCAGGAGCUGGUGAUGGACGUGCUGCGUGUCCUCAGUGCCACGGACAUCGAGGUACGUCGCAAAACCCUUGCCCUAGCGAUGGACCUGGUGUCCUCGCGCAACAUCGAAGAGAUGGUGCUGGUGCUCAAGAAGGAAGUGUCCAAGACACACAACAUCGAGCACGAGGAUACGGGCAAGUAUCGGCAGCUGCUCGUGCGCACGCUGCACAGUUGUUGCAUCAAGUUCCCCGAUGUGGCCGCGGCCGUCAUUCCGGUGCUGGUUGAAUUUUUAUCCGACUCGAACGAGCUCGCUGCGGGCGACGUGCUGGUGUUUGUGCGGGAAGCGAUUCAGAAAUUUUCGCACCUGCAGCCGCUGGUGAUCGAAAAGCUGCUGGAAGCGUUCCCGGCGAUCAAAUCGGCCAAAAUUCACCGCACUACGCUGUGGAUUCUUGGCGAGUACGCAAACUCGUUGAAGGACAUCAUGGAAGUGAUCGGCGUUGUCAAUCGUGCGCUUGGCGAAGUGCCGAUAGUUGAGGCCGAGCAGAGCCGUCUCGCGGGCAAUGAAACCAGCGAGGAGGAACAAAAACCAGCGGAGGUGGUCAAUAACACCAACAAGGUGACUUCCGAUGGCACGUACGCCACGCAGAGCGCGUUCAGUGUUGCACCGGUCACCAAAAAGGUGGAACGGCCUCCAUUGCGGCAGUACAUGAUGGAUGGCGAUUUCUUUGUGGCGGCCACGCUUGCAUCGACGCUGACUAAGUUGGCGCUCAAGUUUAUCCAGCUGGAGCCAAAUGAGAAGAAACAGAAUCGUUUGUGCACGUGCGCUAUGCUUAUCAUGAGCUCGAUUUUGCACCUCGGCAAGUCCGGCCUGCCGACGAAGGCGAUCACGAACGACGACACCGAUCGUAUCUAUCUCUGCCUGAAAACGCUCAGCUUGCGCACACCCGAGGUGGUGGAAAUCUUCACCCAAAGCUGCCGGAAUGCCCUGGCGCACAUGCUUAGCGCGCAAAGCGAAGAGAAGGCUCAGGAGAAGAAGGACAAGCUACAGAAGAACGCGGCCAAAAUUCAACCGGACGAUCCGAUCGCGUUCACACAGCUGGCUAACGGGAAGAACGAUCAGCUUGGAGAGAACGUGUUCGAGCUUAGCCUCAAUCAGGCGCUCGCGGGUACGAAGAGCACGGCGCUGACCGACAUUGCCUCGCCGAACAGCAAACUCAACAAGGUCAAUCAGUUGACCGGCUUCUCCGAUCCGGUGUACGCGGAGGCCUAUGUGCACGUCAAUCAGUACGACAUCGUGCUGGACGUGUUGAUCGUGAACCAGACGAGCGACACGCUGCAGAACUGUACGCUCGAGUUGGCCACGGUCGGUGAUCUGAAGCUGGUGGAGAAACCGCACCCAGUCGUGCUGGCUCCGCACGAUUUCUGCAACAUCAAGGCAAAUGUCAAGGUGUCCUCCACGGAGAACGGCAUCAUUUUCGGCAAUAUUGUUUACGACACGACGUUCUCGUCGAAUGUGGUCGUACUGAAUACGAUUCAGAUCGACAUCAUGGACUACAUUCUACCGGCCACCUGCACCGACACCGAGUUCCGGACGAUGUGGGUCGAGUUCGAGUGGGAGAACAAGGUGUCGGUCAACACGACGCUCACCGACCUGCACGACUACCUGCGGCUGCUGCUGAAGUCGACCAACAUGAAGUGCCUCACCCCGGAGAAGGCACUAUCGGGCCAGUGUGGAUUUAUGGCUGCCAAUAUGUACGCAAGAUCAAUUUUCGGCGAGGAUGCUCUGGCCAAUCUCAGCAUCGAGAAGCCACUGGAUCGACCGGACGCACCCGUUACCGGCCACAUUAGAAUACGCGCCAAAAGUCAGGGCAUGGCACUGAGUUUGGGCGAUAAAAUAAAUCAUACGCAAAAGUGCUUGCAGGAGAAAUCGGUUGCCGCCUAAUGUCGUCAUCCCCUGUCGUCAACGCCCGCAUUUUAGUAUUCUUCUCCCUUGUGGUCACCUUAGCACGACGUACACGUUGAGAUACGAGAGAGAGAGAGAAAGUGGAAAAAUAUCUUCUUUCAUAUUUCCGCUUACAUAGCGAACAUUUCCGGAUGUGACGCGAGUAGACGGCCUCUGCUAAAGCAGGAUGGAACAUGAAGCAUUCAAAAGAUUACGAAAAAUUAUGCUAGGGGACUUCUUUAGGGGUGCACCGUUUUUCUCCCACAGAAAACAGCAAUUUGUUUGCCGCAGCCGGGGUUUCGACAUGAGGUAUCGAGUCUCCAUUCCUAUAUUUUCUAUUUUUUUUUAAAUAUUAACAGUUAUCUAUUCGUGUACAGCAUUCGAUGGGAAGCAGAAUGUUGUGGCAUGAAUACUAUCGUAUAAUAAAAAAAAGAAAAUCUGUU
Messenger RNA from Anopheles coustani, 3442 nucleotides. RefSeq names its product coatomer subunit beta (gene betaCOP). Lineage: Eukaryota; Metazoa; Arthropoda; Insecta; Diptera; Culicidae. The transcript has 6 exons. The coding region runs from base 123 to 2999 and encodes 958 amino acids. Gene Ontology annotation, molecular function: structural molecule activity. Gene Ontology annotation, cellular component: cytoplasm; COPI vesicle coat. The record is from RefSeq and is a predicted model, not a curated record. Gene Ontology annotation, biological process: intracellular protein transport; intra-Golgi vesicle-mediated transport; endoplasmic reticulum to Golgi vesicle-mediated transport.